Brachypodium distachyon (stiff brome) is the source of this 2384-nucleotide messenger RNA. RefSeq names its product chaperone protein dnaJ 1, mitochondrial. The coding region runs from base 532 to 1887 and encodes 451 amino acids. Gene Ontology annotation, biological process: protein refolding; response to heat. The record is from RefSeq and is a predicted model, not a curated record. Lineage: Eukaryota; Viridiplantae; Streptophyta; Magnoliopsida; Poales; Poaceae. The transcript is spliced from 19 exons. Gene Ontology annotation, cellular component: cytoplasm. Gene Ontology annotation, molecular function: heat shock protein binding; ATP binding.
UUUGACCAAUAACGAGACACUCUGGUCGCCAUGGAGGAAUCGCAUGCCCAAUAACGAGACACUCUGGGCCGGCCCGAUAUAGCCCAGAAGGCGGAACAGGGUUGGGACGAGCGCUGGAAGGGUGCGGAGGUGGCCGACGGCGCGGAGGACGGGGGCGGUUAGGCGGCGGAGACGUACGACGAGAUUUCCCGUUCCGGCCGCUCGCCGGCGCUCCAGGACGCCAACCAAACGCCCUCCAGGCAGACCCCAGGGUUGCUCCCGGCCAGGCACGCAUCCAAACAGCCACUGCUUUCCGCAGCCCUUUUCCUGUUUCCUCCCCAAUCGCCCCCUUCUCCUACGGCCUCCUGGGACGAAUCUUCUAGAACCCUCCGCACUUCUGCGACCAUCCUCCUGCCUCGCUAGCCCGGGGCCUCUCCUCGCGCACGCGGCUGGAGGGCUCCGCUGACCAUCACCCGGCCUGACGCCCUGACCACUCGCCAUUUCUCGCGCAAAGGGUAAGGGGCACGCCGCUCGCCACGUGCGCCGCCGUCGAUGGGCCGGUUCGGCUGGCUCCGGCUCGCGUCCAGGCCCCUCACGCUCCGCUCCAGUGAGGUGUCUGAGCAGAGAAGCAUAUUGAUUCGGCUGUGUACCCCUUGCAGCUCCAGUGGCACUGCUGAUAGAUGCUAUGGUCGAUCCACGUUGACAUCAUCUGUACCGAGCAGGUUCUUUCAUUCAACAGGUCAACAUUGUUCGAUGCAGAAGGACUAUUACAAGAUUCUUGAUGUUCCUAAAGAUGCCUCGCAGGAUGACAUAAAGAAGGCUUUUCAUUCUCUUGCAAAAAAGUACCAUCCAGAUACAAAUAGAGGAAAUACUGCCGUGAAAAGGACAUUUCAGGAAAUAAGAGAUGCAUACGAGACUUUGCGGGAUCCUUCAAAGAGGCAGCAAUAUGACAUGCUACUUUCGAGAGGUUCAGAAGAAAAUUUCUCAAGGGGUAGGGGGGAAUUCUAUGGAUCAUCUCAAGAUCCAUUUUCAGGAUUCAACAAACAGAGCCAGGACCCUUUUGCAGAAUUCUACAGACAAAAUAAUGGUCCUUUCUCUAGUAAAUUUUACAAAAUAUUCUCUGAGGUUUUUCAGCAUGAUGUAGAUGUACAUGCCAAUGACAUUGAGGUAGAGGUGAAUUUGUCUUUCAGUGAAGCUGCUAAAGGAUGUACAAAGCAAGUUCCCUUCAGUGCAAAGAAUUUGUGUAACUCGUGUGAUGGGAGAGGAUACUUGCCCAAUGCAAGGAAAUAUGUUUGUCCUUCUUGUAAAGGUGAAGGAAGGGUUUCUAUGUACCCGUUCACAUCCAUUUGUACUUCUUGUAGAGGCUUUGGGAAAGUAAUUAAGGAUUACUGUCUGACAUGCAAAGGUUCAGGGGUGCUGGAUGGUAUGAAAUAUGUAAAUGUGACCAUUCCAGCAGGUGUUGAUUCCGGUGAUACAAUUCAUGUGCCAGAGGCUGGAAAUAGUGGUGGACAUGGAGCCUUACCUGGAAGUCUAUACAUUAAGCUUCGAGUAGCAAGUGAUCCUGUGUUUGUUCGAGAUGGUGCUGAUAUCCAUGUGGACAAAAAGAUAAGCUUCACACAGGCAAUGCUUGGUGGAAAAAUUGAAGUGCCUACUUUAGAUGGUAAAACACAAGUUAAGAUACCCAAAGGAGUUCAACCAGGGCAGGUCGUAGUUUUAAGGGGGAAAGGUUUGCCAAACCAGGCAGGAUAUACUGGAGAUCAGUAUGUCCGAUUCCGAAUACAUUUCCCCUUGGUGGUUAACGAACGUCAGCGUGCACUGCUAGAAGAAUUUGCAGUAGAGGAAGCCAUCAAAGAACAGAGUUCUUUUGCAGCAGGAAACUGGCUUUACGAGCAGCUAUCUACUGGUUGAUACUUACAGGUCGGAGUUAGUUGUUGAAACUAUGAAGAGUCAAAAUUUCAUGCUCGGGCUUGGCUUCGUCAUUCUGAUUUACCUGAUGCUGAGGCCGUGAGCUAAGGCUUUGAAGCUGCAUUUCGUUGGGAUGGUGCGGCUACAUGAAGCAGGAUAAAUUUUCUGGAGAAUGGCCUAACAGCACGCGAGUAUCUUGUCCGGGUUUUUUCGGACACGAGAAUUCACAAUUUUGGAGGCGUGGAGUUGAGGAUUUCUGGUUCCGAUAGAGUAGAUAAUUCAUACGAAAUGAGUUGAGUCCUUAACACACUCAAAUCAGAAAAGUUGUGCUAUUGACACUUCGAUAAAUUAUCUAGUUAUUGUUGGAGCGUUCCUUUUACCAGUAUGGUGGAUGCUUUACCUGAGAAUAGUUGCAUGGAGCCAAAAGUAUGUUAUCUGUGCACGCCGUCUUGGACACCUACAUUUUCUUUGCACAUCUUUGAUUAUUAGUUUUCUUAUUA